This is a messenger RNA of Brassica oleracea var. oleracea, 474 nucleotides long. RefSeq lists its product as uncharacterized. Lineage: Eukaryota; Viridiplantae; Streptophyta; Magnoliopsida; Brassicales; Brassicaceae. The coding region runs from base 1 to 474 and encodes 157 amino acids. The record is from RefSeq and is a predicted model, not a curated record. The transcript has a single exon.
AUGGCUAAGCAGUGGGAAGAACAUGCUGACCUUGCCCGGGCAUGUUUGGAAAAAUCCCGAAAACGGAUGAAGAAAUGGGCAGAUGAGAAGAGACGGCCUUCGGAGUACUCAGUGGGCGACCUUGUACUUGUGAAAUUACUUCCACAACAGUUCAAGGCAUUCCGGAGCCUACACAAAGGCUUGAUCCGGAGGUACGAAGGACCAAUCGAGAUAGUUGGGAAGGUGGGAAAGGUUUCCUACCGACUUGACCUACCGGAUACACUUAAGAUCCAUCCGUUCUUUCAUGUGAGCAUGUUGAAACCGUACCAUGCUGAUGAGGACGACCAAACCCGAGGAGUUUUGACUCGAGCACCACCCGUGGUGACUAAGUCUUAUGACAAAGAGAUCGAAGAGGUGCUGGCGUCCAAGGAAGUGAGGAAGCGGGGAGUCCCGAGACAGACCCAUUUAAACAAGACCCAAGCCCGCUUUACUUAG